UAUUUAUUUAUCUACGGAAAACUCCAUCUCCAGCUCCAAUUCCUGCUACGGCAGAUCAAAAAAUAAGAAAACUUGAACAGGCCGUUUUGGCCCUCAACAAUGAAAUCGUUAAAAUGCACACAGAGGCAGAAUGGAAAAGUGAAGCCCGAAGCGGAGGGCAAGUAUCCGUGCAUAGUCACAGAUCCGAAUAUCCUAGCGAAACCGAAACUCUGGGUCGAAUUCACGACCAUAUUUAA
Molecule: messenger RNA, 236 nt
Organism: Ambispora gerdemannii
Lineage: Eukaryota; Fungi; Glomeromycota; Glomeromycetes; Archaeosporales; Ambisporaceae
Source: the annotation of a GenBank genome assembly